Messenger RNA from Harpegnathos saltator (Jerdon's jumping ant), 4747 nucleotides. RefSeq names its product cubilin. Lineage: Eukaryota; Metazoa; Arthropoda; Insecta; Hymenoptera; Formicidae. Bases 436 to 2919 code for a protein of 827 amino acids. Gene Ontology annotation, cellular component: plasma membrane. Gene Ontology annotation, molecular function: protein binding. The transcript has 17 exons. The record is from RefSeq and is a predicted model, not a curated record.
CCCAACUGAGGGCAGAGGGACGCGAAGGAAUCGGAUGUUCCGUUCCGCGAGAGCGAUUCCCACCCCCGACGCGCGGGCGGCGGGCGUGAUCGCGCACGGCCACCUCCGGAUUUUGGCGGCCUCUGCCGCCGAUGUUGGGGCGUGUGUUGGCGGCGGUGGCGAGUCGACGACGUCGGAGUCGCCACUCUUCGCAGAGGGGCGAGUCGCGCGCGCGUUCGGGGUGCGUUCUGAUGUGCCGUUCCGUCUCCUCGGUGUGACUCCAGUGAUGGUGUCGUGUCACGUCCACGAGAGAAUCGACCUCGAAGGCGAAGGCACGGAGCGACAGCAGCAGCAGCAGCAGCAGCAGCAGCAGCAACCAAAGCGACGAUGAUCUUCCGGAUCGAUUUUCCUCGCUUUUCCUGCGCCCAGGACAGAUACUGACGAUAUGGAUACAGUAUGGCUUCAGUACUCUGGCAUGCCUCUGGGAGUAGUUUUCUUUCGUCAGCCCUCGUGCUACUCUUGCUACUCUGUCCAGACAGCUCCACAGCCCGCGAGGUAAUUGACGCGCCACUGCCACAACAAGACUACGUUCCAUCACUGCCGCCACCACCACCGGGAGGCCUCACCACUGCCAGAACACCAAAGUGCGACCAAAAGUUCGUAAGCACUCCUGACGGGCCGUCGAAUGGAACUUUUCAUGCACCGACGCUGAUCAACCUCGAAGGGAAUCCUCGACAGUGCGUUUAUACGUUCCUCGCAGGGCCACGUCAGCGUGUCGAAUUGGUUUUCACGUCGUUCGGCCUUCGGGGAAAGCCGCCAGAUGGAUCUGCUGUGGGAGAAUUACCCGCCUGUGUUCACGAGUUCAUGGAUAUAUACUCGGAGAUACGAUCGGAGAACACGACUAAGCUGAUAGAAACGCCAUUCGGCGGUCGGUUCUGCGGGCCGACCCCACCUCGUAGACGGGUUUCUCUCUAUCAGGGGAUCGCCUUAAGUUUCUUCACCGACAAGAAUCUCACGCUACCGAACGUUUUCAGCGGUAUUUACAAAUUUAUCAACGCCUCCGAGUACGAGGUGGGCACGCUGGCGCCGAGCACACCGUGCUCGUUCACGAUAAGCGCGGAGGCCAAGGGCAGCGGCAACAUACUGUCGCCCACUUAUCCUGGCACCUAUCCGAAGGACCUCGUCUGUAGCUAUCAGUUUAUCGGCAAGGCCGGGCAGCGCGUGCGACUGGAGUUUCGCGACUUCGACUUGUUUUUCGGGGGGCCACAUUGUCCGUUGGACUACGUGAAGGUGCACGACGGCAUCGACAAUUCGACGGCCGUGAUCGGCACGUACUGCGGCCAACAGCGGAACCUGGUGCUGUACUCCUCGGAGUCCAGCCUGUACGUGGCGUUCGUCACGCUCAAGCGCACCGCGAACACGCAGAACCGCGGCUUCAAGGGCAUCUUCGAGUUCUCAGAGAGUUUCGUCAGUCUGGACUUCAUCAAGGAGUACCAAGGGGAGCACAUCCGCGGAUCCGAGUGCGACCAGAAGAUCCUCAGCAAGAAGGAGACCUCGGGAUUCGUAGUCAGCCCAAACUUUCCAUAUCCUUACAUACCGAAGGUCGUCUGCCGUUACUUCAUCUACGGGAUGCAGGACUCGCAGCACCUCGAGCGCGUGCGACUGGAGUUUGAGAAAUUCGCGAUACAGACACCGAAGGGAGAGUCAUGCACCGAUGGCUACCUAAAGCUAUAUCUGAAGGGUCAGGAGGCGACGGAUUCCUACGACAAAUUCGAUUACGAGAUGUGCGGCAACAAGAGCAAUCCGAGCCACGUAGUUAGCGACGGGCCGAGACUCGUGAUGGUGUUCAGUAGCGGCGAGCUGCAGGCGACGGGUUUCAAAGCGAAGUACACCUUCGAGACGGAGUACAAGAUCCCGGGCACCGCGGCUCCUGAUGGCAGCUGCACCUUCACGUACCGCAGCUCGUCGCGCAAACGAGGAGAAUUCAACUCGCCGCGCUACCCCAGCAACUACCCGAGCGACACCAACUGCACGUACUUCUUCCUGGCGACGCCGAACGAACAGGUCGCGCUGAUCUUCGAUCACUUCAAGGUGCGGACGAAGAAUCUCAAUGCCACGGACGGCCACUACGGGUACGAGCUGUGCCAGGAAGACUGGCUGGAGAUCUACAAUAUGUAUAGAGACCACACGGAGAAGCUGAUCGGCAGGUAUUGCGGCACAACCGCGCCCGGCCCGGUCGAGUCGAACCUUGGCGCCCUCGGCUUGAAGGUGAUUCUCCACACCGACUCGGAGCUCGUCUACAGCGGCUUCAAGGCGCGCUACACCUUCGAGGUCGCCAAACCUAUCUUUGGAGAUUGCGGGUCGAAUAUCAGCAGCUUAAAUUAUGGCAUCAUUACCAGUCCGAAUUUCCCGAACAAGUACGAGGGACCGGCGCGGAACCUCGCCAGCAAGACCUGCAACUGGUUCAUAAGAGUGCGGCCGAAUCAGCAGAUACUGUUGAACUUUGAGCUUUUCUCCGUGGAGGGCGACCAAUCAGCGCGAGGGUGUCCGGCGGCCGUGUUACGUAUGUGGUACUCCUUGACGUCGACCCCGCGCGAACUCUGCGGCAUGAAACCAACCGACGCUAAGUGGAGCUUCAUCUCGGAGGACAACAACAUGCGGCUCAGCUUCAUAUCGGCCGACAAGGCGGUGGGCCAGCAGGGCUUUCGCGCGGUCUGGACCGAGGUGAGCAGCGACACCGUCUGCCAAGAUCAGUUUCUAUGCAGCAAAAAUAAGUACUGCAUCGCCGAGUCCCUACGGUGCAAUAACAUUGAUAAUUGCGGGCCGGACGAUGCGUCGGACGAGGAGAACUGUGCAGCAUCAGCCCCAUUGUCACCAGCACUGGCUGGGGCCUCUGCCAUGCUUCUUCUCUCUCUGUGCUUUGUGUUCGUGGCCAUCUGAGCCCCCUCAUGAAGCUUCCGACGAUCCGGCAUGCUAUGAUCUCCCCUAUCAAUCACGUGAGUUCACUCACAGUAUUGCACAUCAUUAUCGUACUUAACAAGCCCGAUUGGAAUGAACAUAUUGCGUGUCACACACUUGGUCUCCGGCGUGUCUCACUUCGAACGACCGUUGCGACCGGCGCGGGCGGUCGUUACUCCCGACGUACGUCCGCGGCCGGAGACGAAGAGAGCGAUGAGGAAGGACGAACGAGUGGUGGUGCCGGUGUCAUUAUGCCUUGUCCUUGUUAUCAGCCUCAAGCGCGACACACGGACGAUAUAUUGGCUGCGUUACGAACGCUGCGUCUAUACGGGAGACAUACAUAGUUUGUGUCGGGUAUACUAUGGAUUUUCAGCGCUGGCGGUAAAUCUCGGAAACGCGGCUAUAAUUAUCGUCGAGGUUGCGCUCUGUUCGAGUCUGACUAACAAUCGUGGACGAUCGCGCAUCGCGCACAAGAGAGAAUCGGGAUUGAUGGAGACGCCGCAGAAUUGUGUAAAUGAGAGAGAAGAACAGUCGAGCGCGUCGAGUCUCUCUCUCUCUCUCUCUCUCUCUCUCUCUUGGUCGCUUCGAUGGCUUUUCGUCGCGCUUUUGUUAUCGAGGUGAAUGUCUCAAUCAGCGGCCGCGUGACGUAAUCGUCAAAGUGAAUGAAUUGGUUGAUUACAUAUACUUGACGUGCAAAGUUGACUCUGUCGGCAAGCCUGAGCAUUCGGCGUUUAGAUUGUGUGUCAACGUUCCAACUCACGGCAAGAUCUUCACUUACUUUCGUCGGAAAUAACUAAAGUACCGUUCACACGGCAGAAGUUGAAGAAGAACGACCGCUAACACAGAUGACCGAUAUUAACCGUCAACGUUCCAAGCCAACAUCUUCGAUGAAUGAUUGUUCGAACUAUCGCUGUUAGCAGCACGCUCGCGGUCAUGACGUCCCAACCGUGGCUUUUAAUUUUCUUCGAAACUGAUGAUUGUUGCGACUGAUAAUAUACAAGAUAGACAAGUGAGAACACACGUUUAGGAUAAAUGCAGACCCGUGUGUAAACAAAGCUUUACAAGGAGAAGCAAAUACAAUACCGUUAAAAAUUGGGACAUUCACUUUACUAUCGAACGGGCGGUUUCGCGAAUUGGAGAAAACGGGAAACACAACACGUCGGUUUUUACCUUUUCGGCCGGGGCAUCACGUGCGACGACGACAUCCGACACAACAAAAAGAAAGCAUGUCGAGAGGGAAUGCAAUUACAUUGGUUAUAUGCCUUUACUAACUUUUUGACUGCAUGCGAUUAUUUUCUACUAUUUGUACUCCUGAAUCUCUUGCGACGUACUUUCUCUCUCUCUCUCUCUCUCUCUCAUUCUCUUCUCCCUCUCUCUCUUUCUCUCUCUCUCUUUCUCUAUCAAAUGUACUAUUUGCCUUUUUCUCGUAGUUUACCCUAUAUCUUUUUCGAUCUACAUGGCAUUACUUGCAAAUUAAGCCCGUAUAUAAUUUCGAAGACUCGCAAGUCCGUUACUCGUAGUCUAAUAACAACUCGGUGAGUGACAUCUCUUAAAUUAUAGUAUUUCUAAUCAGUCCACGUGUUUAGCAAUCCAUCAGCGUACCGCCAACGGAUCGGAUACGAACGCGCACGAAGCAUUUCGAAAUUGUGGUUAGAAAGAAACAUAUUUCAUCGUUCAGCGACACCGUUCAAAUAGAAUAUAUCGACGAUACCAGCAUAAAAGAAUAGAUGAAUUAUACAUAUAAGAAGUCAUCAAAUGAAAUGGAUAAUCUUGAGAAUCAGAGACUUGUCAUUCGUUUCGCGCUGAGAAU